UUAAUUUCAUUUCGUUUUCAGGCAUUCUACGCGGACAGUCGCUUGGAGUUCCAGGACCCCAGCAAGCCAAGAUGGCUGCUCCCGAGUUAUCCGCCGGGGAGUUUGAAAAUUGGUUGAAUGAUCGACUUGACGAUCUCGAAGUGGACCGGGAAGUUUAUGGAGCUUACAUCCUCGGAGUGCUUCAAGAGGAGGAGAAUGACGAUGAGAAGAAAGAUGCACUUCAAGGCAUUCUUUCGGCUUUUCUGGAUGAAGAAACACUUGAGGAAGUUUGCCAGCAGAUCUUAAAACAGUGGACUGACUGCUCUUCUCGAUCUGCAGCUGCUAGCGGUCAGCCAGAUGAUGAGGUCCAGGCCAUUACCAAUCUGAUAGAGAAACAGGCUCAGAUUGUGGUCAAACAGAAAGAAGUGUCAGAAGAGUCCAAGAAAAGGAAAGAGGCCCUGCUUGCUCAGUAUGCCAACGUCACAGACGAAGAAGAUGAGGCAGGGCCAGAGGAGGAGUUAUGUACAGUGGGAAUUCCCAGUGACAAAUCUAGAAUAAGUGAUGGCAAGGACAAAUGCAGUGGUGUCUCAGCGCUGUUCAAAAACACCAACGUUCAGGAUGUGUUGAGCCAGAGGAGGCAGCAGCGGGAGCACGCCAGAGAGGAGGCACAGAAGAAGAAAGAGCAGGACAAGGUACAGAGGGAGAAGGACAAGCUUGCCAAACAGGAACGGAAGGACCGGGAGAAGAAGCGUACGCAGAAAGGGGAGCGUAAGAGAUAGACUCUAGGUGAAAACAACAACAUGCUGCAGACUGCACGGGGCUUUUACUGAGAACUGAGACACCGCCAUGCCUCGACAUACUCUCUGCUAGGCACCUGGGUUGAUUUUUUUUUUUUUUUUUUUUUAUUAUUAUUAUUAUUAUUUUAUUUUUUUUCCUUUCUUUUCUUUUAUUGUGAGUGAAAUACCACUCUGUUAAUAGAUUUUAGUACAGGAUCUGGUUACUAAAGCCAUAGCACAACUAAAUGGUGCUUCUUCAUCCCGGUCCUGUACUUGUUAGGUCGAAGACUUGAGAAUCACUGCAGUGACAGCCAGCCACUGAGCAAGUUUUCAUGAGCCACUGAUACAGAGACUAGAAUUUGAUGACCAUAUUAACAUUACUUUAAUAGCCCUGGCACAUUGUCAAUAAGCAUGAAUCAGUAGGUCAAAACCCCUCUUUCAUCAUUUUGUAAAGUUUUUUGUUUGUUUUUUUAUACUUUUCCAGUCACUCUUAACAUAACUGGUGAUAGCCCAUGCAUGUCAUAAUUAAGAUGCUUCUCAGAGAACACCAACAUACCUUCCCAUUUUAACAGCUCAUUGGUGGCCUCCAGCCACCUCAAGAAAUAUGAAACAGGUGGCCUUUGCUUUUCAGCUAACCUGCUCUAAGCGUUUACAAAACAACUGCAGGCAUUCUUUUAUGUUAAGCAAUAUACAGGGCAUAUUCACAGACAACCCAAAGAAGUAAACUUUGUUUAUAGAUGCAUGGCCUAAUUGGGGGGGAAUUUAUAGCCUUAGCUGUUGUGCAUGUCCUCCAAGCAGUGUAUUGAGGACAUGCUGUUAACAGUUUCUGCAGUAUUUACUACAGAUAAACUUACAUAAAUUUUAGCAGUAUAGCUUAAGGAAAAAAGAAAAGCUGUGGAUAUUACCCCUUGCAAAAUACUUUUCUUUAUACUAUGUGGGCUGGGUUAUGGGUAAAUAGAUAUGACGCCUCCCUCCUUUUUUUAAAUUUGUCCCUUUAGAUCGACAUGUUACAACUGAGGGGUGCAAUUCAGACAGACCUCUUGGCUGACAGAAGAAUGGAACAAAGUUAUAUUUGAAGUGCCAUUACACUUAAUGUAACUGGUAACUUUGACUUUUGUCUGAACUUUUCUAUUUGUCCUCCAAACUUUACACCACUUGUGUAGGAAUUGUUUGAUUUAUGACUCCUGUAUUGACCACUUAUUUUUAUUGAGCAGGAGACCUGGGGCUAUAUUGUGAUCUUUCUCUGCAUUUCCAUAGUAUGUGCAAUGAACUGCAAUGGGUGUAUUUUAAUACAUUUAUGAUAAUAAUCUUAA
Electrophorus electricus (electric eel) is the source of this 2068-nucleotide messenger RNA. RefSeq names its product coiled-coil domain containing 43 (gene ccdc43). NCBI's taxonomy places the organism in Eukaryota, Metazoa, Chordata, Actinopteri, Gymnotiformes, Gymnotidae. The record is from RefSeq and is a predicted model, not a curated record.